Fusarium subglutinans is the source of this 1197-nucleotide messenger RNA. RefSeq lists its product as uncharacterized. The record is from RefSeq and is a predicted model, not a curated record. The coding region runs from base 1 to 1197 and encodes 398 amino acids. The transcript is spliced from 2 exons. Lineage: Eukaryota; Fungi; Ascomycota; Sordariomycetes; Hypocreales; Nectriaceae.
AUGUCCACCAAGACAAAAGGCUGCAGCGGCCACAGCUGGGGCUUCAUUGCGCCUGAUGUUCAAGAUCCGCCACUAUGCAUCAGCUUGUGUAGGGAGAGGUUCCUCAAGGAGCUGGUGCUAGGGGGUGAGACAAUUGAGCGUGUGUGCGAGGUUCUUCAAGACAGGGACUGGAUGGAAAAGGAGCAGCCGUUUCGGGCGCUUUAUUGCUGUGAUGCUCAGGCUUGUGGCGUGGAUAAUCUGGGUCAGGGUGGAAAAGAUCACCCGGGUCCUCCACAACCAUAUCACAUUUGUGAUCCUGAAUCACUCAACGAAGACAAAGACUGUCAGCAAGCAAAAGGAACAGACAAGUCACAGGAUGCAUCAUCUCAAACGACAUCAAGGGCUUCAGCAGCAGAGAGUACGCUACACCAAACGACAAAGCCAACAACAUUAGAAACAACAUCAGUUCCAAUACAAAGCUCAAUACCAGAAACCACAUAUUCCACCACAACAGACCCUUCAACACUCGCAACUUCUGAUCCCUCAAGCAGCGACUCAAACAAUACCAACAAAGGAAUGCCCUUGGGCGUCAAAGUCACAAUAGCCAUCAUCUCAGUCGUCGGUCUCCUCGCCAUCGCUGCCCUCAUAUUCUGCCUCCUUCGAAGACGUCGAUCUCGCAAGACCGAUAUUCGAAGACUCAUCAAACACCCAUCUUCACCGCCUCCUCGCGCAGACUCACCUACGCCUUUGGUUUCACCCACUAUUUCCCAUACAGAUCCUGACGGCGUCCCGCUUACACCGCCUGCACGACUUGGAGAGCGAAGAUUUCUAGCUGAUGAGCCGAAUGGGUUUCCUACGUCUCCCGUGUAUUCACCUACGAGCAGUAAACUCUCGCCACGGCACGAGAGGACACCGAGGAUCUACAGUGCCAACCAAGUUCCCAUGAUAGUUAUGACGGCACCUGAUGGAGGAAAAGUCAGGGAUGAUGGAUCGCUGAGUUUCAGCGAUGGAAUCAUCACUCCUCCGCCUUCUGCUCAUAUAGCACCUCUUGGCUAUAACACCCAAACUUCUCCCCCAAGACCCCCGAGAUCUCGCGAUGCUUCAUUCAACAUGCUCGCUAGUCCUGGGCCUCCACCCACCAGGGCGCUUCCAUUGACACCUCCUUACCGCCCAUCAACUCCCACAUCACCACCCCGAAAGGGAACGAUGCCUUUCUGA